Physcomitrium patens is the source of this 3132-nucleotide messenger RNA. RefSeq lists its product as uncharacterized. The record is from RefSeq and is a predicted model, not a curated record. NCBI's taxonomy places the organism in Eukaryota, Viridiplantae, Streptophyta, Bryopsida, Funariales, Funariaceae. Gene Ontology annotation, biological process: regulation of angiogenesis. Gene Ontology annotation, cellular component: cytoplasm.
AGGGAGGGAGGGCAGCCAGACAGCUUGCGUCAGGCCUUGUCCAGCGAUCAGUACACCUUUGUAUCGAUUUAACUGUGCGGAGACAUUGGUAGCUUUAUAUCAUGAUGGGGAGGAGGAGAAGGAGGAGGGCUUGAAGUGUGGCACCAGAUGGAGAUGACGAUCCAGAGCGUCUCUCGUUGUUUUCCUGCUAUCUGAGCUCUCACUAGGAUUGCAACACCGUCGUAUCGAUAUUUGGAGGAGUGGGUGCAAGGCUGCUAAUGUCUGGUGGCUUGUAGAAUAUGAAUCAGAAGGAGGGUUGAGUUUGGAUUUUCGAACAGUGGAUUUGGAUUCGGAGGUUCUCUCGCGUUGAACUUUGCGAUCGUAAUGUGCGAGCCUUACUGUGCAUGCUGUUUAGGUGGAUUGAGUAUGUCUUGUAUAUUGGGUGUGGUCACGGUGCUUGGCUGAGUCAAGCUGAAUCUCGUUUUUGUUAGGUGAAGGUAGAGACUUUCGGCAUGUUUUCUUUGUCUAAUGAUUUUUUUGAAUCUCAGAAGAGUGUUGUUAACAGAAUAGAUGUUGAUAAGCCUUAGAAGCAGCUUUGGGAAGUAGCAGCAAUUGACUCUACCCGGUCGAUCUACACGAGGUCCAAAAUUAGUUCUAAGUGAAUUCAUUUCUCAGAGGUUGCAGUGCAAGCACUCGGAAAACUUCGCCUGUUCAGAAGACAUUAUUCGAAAUCUCCACUUACUGUCCUUCGAAUUUCUAACUUCAAAUGAUAUGAACCGACUAUCCCUCACAGGGCUUCGGCUUAAAGACUUUCUUUCCUGUGCUCUAUCUUGGAUUCACUAAACAUACAUUCAACAUAUCGAUCGCAGUGGACAUGGACAAGGAUAUACGUUGAAAAACAUCGUUUUCGUCCUCAAUGACUCUCCGAUUACCUUUUUUUUGUUAUACUGUAUUGCCAUAGAUAUUUGCAGUUCUGAUGAAUCAAGUGCAUCGGAUGAUGUCUCUCCAAGAAGUCUUGGCGCGCCCCUGGUUGCUGCUGAUAAGCGAGCCUCGUCCAAAUGUGACGCAAUCCUCGUGAGCUUGAUCAAUUUCUAAGGACAAAGCUGCGGAGCCCGGUCUAUCCCUUUGGGUUUUGUACUCGGCUUUCUCCACUGACCCUCUCUGCAAAUCUCACCACCCAGCGCAUUCUAGCCAUGGCUCAAGAGUCUAGCAAAAUGGACAGAGACAGCCUUACUGCAGCGCCAAUUCAGGAGCCUGUGGAUGAAUUAGAAACUUCACAAAUUGUAGGUGGAGUAUAUCCACCGCUACUGGGAUUGGGAAGAACAGCUCCUGCGAGCAACAGCUCAAAACCAAUGUUGCCAGAGAAUUUCCAUCAUCUUCCAACUAAAUCACGCCUCAGAGCCUUGAAACAGUAUAUCGAGUCAUUCCAGUACAGGCUUAAUGCUCAAGCGAAUUUCAAUGUUGGAAAACUGCGUCCACUAUCACGAAUAAUGGAUACAGCAAGGACGAUUAUACAUGCGCCGCAACCCAUCAAAUGCGUAGAAGCAGUCUUUGUUGCAGUCUACCUGACUGCUGGCCUGGUCGACGUGGAACGAGUUCCUUUGGGGUUCAAAACCGAGUUGCAUGGUCAGGUAUAUCAACACAUUGUACUUCUAGUGCACCACGGUGGCAAGUGGGGAGCUUUCGGAAUAAGCCGUUGUAGCGACCUCAUGAACAAGGACCUGGUAUUUAACAGUAUGUCAAGCGUGAUUGAGAACUUCACGGCAGCAUACAAGUCACAAGGACACAUUGUGCUGAAGGUUCGAGUGGGUCUUCCGAUUGAGCACAAUGUUGUAUCUCCAAAUUUUGUGUGUUGGCGUCAUCUCAAUCUCAACCUGAGAUACACUUCAUGGUCAGAGUGCCUUUCUGAAAUUGACAAGCAUGCGGCCAAAGGGAAAAGGCUCUGGGAUUCGUGGACCGGAAAAAGUGAAGAUCCAACCAAGCCAAGCAGCAUCCGAAAGGCCAGCCAGGAUUUCAAACCUUCCCCGUCCAAAUCUCAUUGCUCUGAUAAACUCGUCAACAAGAAAAAGCUCGCGAGCAGAGACACAACUCCCAUGAGAGUCAAGCCAGUCUCUCCAUACAUACUCGCGACGGCCAAGGCAUCCUCAAGCUCAAACUCACACGUUGAUUCAUCAUUCAGUCUUUGUAUCGACGACUCCAGCUCCGGAUCCAUCUUAGACACACACGUACCCACAACGACAAUAGAAAGUUCCGAAACUACCUCAACUGCAGAGGUUUCUGAAGCAAAGAAGGGCUCAGAGGCUACUUCCAGUAUGGUAUUCUCUCCAGCUGCCGUAGGAAACAGCAAGUUCUGGAGAUCAAAACCCAAAGCCAGCCGGUGCUCGGAGGAAGUGGGAGAUGUCGUCAAGAGCAAGAAGCUGAUGAGAACAUCGACGAGCUUGCCAAGGUCGACAGGGAUGCUAGUGAACCAUAUGCUGGCUGUGAGUCGCGGGUUUCUAAAGAUCAAGUACUUCAAAGAAGCACCUGGCAACACUGGAACUUGGAGCAAUGUCUUCCACGGGCCCCAACUUUCAGCAGAAGCGACAGCGGCGUCACCGACACCGACAACGCGUGGCGAGAUGGUGAUGGUGGGGACGACGAGUCCGUCGUUUGUUAGAAUACCAGUGCAGAUUCAUUAUCAAACACUGAACGCCGAGGCGCUGCGCCGGAAACAGUCUCCAAAGUUAUCAAGAGAUGGGUAGAAUCCGCUCCAGUGGCACCGUCACUAUGGCGGUGAUGUUCUUGACUGAUCGAUGCGUCUGGAGAAUGUUUUGCUCGAUUAGGUCGAUCUGGCAUAGGCUUAUGGGGAGUUCAGAAACAAUUUGUUGCACCCUGGGCACCGAUCGAUGUCACACUUGUCGUUCGAAUUCAACAGCAUCGUGGAUUCAAUCAGCUCCUGAUUCUUGUGUGUGUAUUUGUCUAUCCAUAUUAGCUUCGCUGCUGGCAAGUUCAACGUCUACUUUGGCCUGGAUCUCUCCAUGUGAAAAAAAAAAAAAAGGACUAACUUAGCUCAUCCUUUUUUGUCUAUCCAGUCUUUGUCAUUGUAUUGCUGUUUCUUAAUUGAUUUACUACACAUAUAUAUAUAUAUAUAUAUAUAUAUAUUUAUUCACUUCA